AUGAAUCUGGGUGUAGGAAGAGUGAAUCUAUACACUCUUUUCGCUUUCGCUUUUCUAGCAUCCCUCAUUGGUAGGUCCAACGCAUCAUUAGGAGACCAUCUCCCCGACUUCAAAGAAUGUGUCCAGGUCUGUACAACGGAAAAUUGUCAGAACGGCAAUUCAGUGCUACCUCUGCACCACCGCUUGCUACUAUGGACCUGCCCCGCUGAAUGUGACUACACUUGUCAACAUGUCAUUACCGACCGUCGAGUUUCGCGUGAUCCUCCAAUGAUCAGCCCGAUUGUACAAUUCCACGGAAAAUGGCCAUUCCGUAGGCUCCUAGGGAUGCAGGAGCCCUUCUCAGUGCUCUUCUCCUUCUUCAACUUCGCCGCCCACUGGCACGGCAUGUCCCGUAUCCAGGAGUCGAUCCCCGCCUGGCACUCGCUCCGCCCAUACUACAUGAUGUUUGGAUACAUUGGACUUGCAAGCUGGAGUUUCAGCGUGGUAUUCCACAUGCGCGAUUUCCCCUUGACCGAGAAGCUGGACUAUUGGGCGGCUGGCGCCAACGUGCUGUACGGUCUCUACCUUGCCGUCGUUCGAAUCUUCCGCCUGGACCUCGAAAAUACACCAUACCGGCCAACCCUACGUCGGCUUUGGACUGCUAUCUGCGUUCUGCUAUACACAUUGCACGUGGGUUAUCUUACCUUCUGGUCUUGGGACUACACCUACAAUAUGAUCGCGAACGUAGUGGUUGGCGUUAUCCAGAACCUCAUGUGGACCGGGUUUAGUAUCUUCCGAUACCAAAGGCUUUUGAAGUCUUGGACCGCCUGGCCUGGUAUGAUUGUGGCGUGGAUAAUCAUGGCCAUGAGUUUGGAGUUGCUCGAUUUCCCCCCCUGGAAUGGGUUGAUUGAUGCGCACAGCCUCUGGCAUCUGGGUACAGUGGUCCCCGCUGUUUGGUGGUAUUCUACUCCCCUCCUCUUCAACUUCGACUUUACCAGAAGCUUCAGAGCACCUAUCCUCUUGAAACUUCUUACGGCGCCUUCUAACCAAUCACACAUUUGCGCCAUGGCCUCUCCGGCUAUCAAGAAAGCGAUCACCGAGGCGGCGUUGCAGUACACAAAGCCUGAGGGCAAGGUAUUUGAGUAUGGCACAGCAGGGUUUCGCAUGAAAGCCGACCUCCUCAACACCGUUGUUUUUGCUGUGGGCUUGCUUGCAAGCCUACGGUCGAAGAAGCUUAGCGGACAAUGGAUUGGUGUUAUGGUUACUGCUAGCCACAACCCCGCGGAGGACAAUGGUGUCAAGUUGGUUGACCCCAUGGCUGAGUGGGAGGCAUACGCGACAAGACUGGCAAAUGCCCCAUUGGAUAAGAUCGCCGAUGUCUACGAUGAACUUAUCAAGGAAAUCGACGUGAAGAUGACCAACCCUGCUCGUGUAGUCUUCGCUCGUGACACCCGUGCUUCUGGCUCCCGCCUGGUAGGCGUACUGAAUGCCGCUCUUACCGCGACGGAGGUCGAGUUUGUGGACUUUAAAUACAUGACCACUCCGCAGCUCCACUAUGUUGUUCGCUGCAAGAACACCCUUGGGACACAAUACGAGUAUGGCGAGCCGACUGAGCAAGGAUACUAUGAGAAGCUCGCAAACUCCUUCAAGAAGGUUAUGCGGGGAGUCAAGGUCCAGGGUUCCUUGACUGUGGACUGCGCCAACGGUGUCGGCGGACCUAAAUUGAGGGAACUGAUGAAGUACCUCAAUGGAAUCGAUAUUAAGGUUGUCAACGAUGAUGUGAUCAACCCUGACGCCCUGAACUUUGAUUGCGGCGCCGACUAUGUUAAGACCAAGCAACGUGCUCCUCCUUCUUCCAAAGCUGCUGUGCUUGAUCGAUGCGCUUCGCUUGACGGUGACGCCGACCGUCUUGUUUACUACUUCCUAGACGAGAGCAACGUAUUCCGUCUUCUGGAUGGGGAUCGCAUUGCCACCCUUGCGGCAUCUUUCAUUGGCGAUCUUGCCCGCAACGCUGGAAUUGCUUCGAAGCUGAAGAUUGGUGUCGUCCAGACUGCCUAUGCCAACGGCGCCAGCACAGAUUACGUGGAGAAGGUCCUCAAGCUCCCCAUUAUCUGCACCAACACCGGCGUGAAGCACCUUCACCACGCCGCGCUGCGGUUCGAUGUUGGCGUCUACUUUGAGGCCAACGGACAUGGUACCGUCACCUUCUCCGAGAAUGCCCUAAAGGUCAUUAAGAACACCGAGCCUCAAUCGCCGGCGCAGCAGCACGCCCUGGAGAGCCUCCAGGCCCUGACCGACCUGAUUAACCAGGCUGUGGGUGAUGCCUUGUCCGACGCACUUCUUGUGGAGGCCAUCCUCGCCCACAAGGGCUGGUCACCCAAGGAGUGGCUUGGAACCUACACUGACCUUCCUUCCCGCCUCGUGCGUGUCGAGGUCAAUGACCGUUCCAUUUUCAAGGCGUAUGAUGCUGAACGUAAGCUUGAGUCUCCUCCCGGCCUGCAGGGCACUAUCGAGUCUCUUCAAUCUCGGUACAACAAGGGCCGCAGUUUCGCCCGUGCCAGCGGUACUGAGGAUGCCGUCCGUGUCUACGCUGAGGCUGCCAGCCGCUCCGAGGCGGACGACCUCGCCACUCGCGUCGCCAACGCUGUUAGCGAGGCAGGCAGCGCCUAA
This is a messenger RNA of Penicillium egyptiacum, 2649 nucleotides long. The record is from the annotation of a GenBank genome assembly. NCBI's taxonomy places the organism in Eukaryota, Fungi, Ascomycota, Eurotiomycetes, Eurotiales, Aspergillaceae.